ACUGUCAUCUCUUAUGGGCAUUUAGAUCAAAUCCUAGUUUGUGACCUCGGACCUGAUGCAAUCUGGGGUGAACUUCAUAACACCUCUUGUAUCCUUGCACUGGUUACUCCCUGCCAAACAUAUGAAGCCGAUGCAUCAAAGGAUGUUGUUGAAUUCAGAGCAUAUGCCCAACCUGUUAUUACCGACAUUCGUAAUGUCAAAGCUACCGUGGGACAUGUAGAAACAAGGAGGAGAUGGGGAAUCAUUGAUCGCAGUACUAACUUGGUAAAUGUAGUCUUCGACAACCAAGAUGCUACAUUGGCCAGCUCAGAG
Suillus paluster is the source of this 312-nucleotide messenger RNA. RefSeq lists its product as uncharacterized. The transcript has a single exon. Lineage: Eukaryota; Fungi; Basidiomycota; Agaricomycetes; Boletales; Suillaceae. The record is from RefSeq and is a predicted model, not a curated record. The annotation marks the transcript as partial.